AUCAGUGGACUUCAAAAGGCCCCACGCAACAAGCCUAACCACCAUAACCCUCCAUUACAAAACCAUAAACUGGACAAACUUCGUUCAUAUUGUAAGCCAUUUUCAAACAUGUCAAAAUCAAGAACCUCUGUUUUCUUCUUUCUCUUUCUCUUCUCACUUUCAGUUCAAUCACUUCCCCCAUCUCCAGACAUAAUCGCCCUUCAAGCACUUAAAUCCGCCAUUAAACCUUCUUCUAUCCCUUCAUAUUCAUGUUUAAGUUCUUGGAAUUUCACAACUGACCCAUGUUCUGUUCCUCGUGUAACCCAUUUCACUUGUGGCCUUUCUUGUAGUUCUGGUAACAGAGUAACCGAACUCACACUUGACCCGGCUGGUUAUUCAGGUACUUUAACUCCAUUAAUCUCUAAACUAACCCAACUCGUUACUCUUGAUCUACAAAACAACAAUUUUUAUGGCCCAAUUCCUUCUUCUUUAUCUUCUCUACCCAAUCUAAAAAACCUUAUUCUUCGACUUAAUUCAUUUUCUGGGUCGGUCCCACCAUCACUCACUUCGUUAAAAUCUCUUCUUUCACUUGAUCUUUCACAUAAUUUAAUUUCUGGGUUACCAAACUCGAUGAAUGAGUUAACUAGUUUGAGAAGACUUGAUCUUAGUUACAAUAAGUUAACUGGUUCACUUCCAAAAUUACCUCCAAAUCUACUAGAACUUGCAGUUAAAGCUAAUUCUUUAUCUGGGUCUUUGUUGAAGUCCUCUUUUUACGGGUUAAAUCAGUUAGAAGUUGUUGAGCUCAGUGAAAAUCUCUUAACUGGAAAAAUUGAACCUUGGUUCUUUCAGUUACCUGCGUUACAACAAGUUGACAUGGCGAAUAACAGCUUUACACUUGUCGAGAUCUCAAGGGCUGUUAAUCCAAACAGUGACCUCGUAGCCGUUGAUUUGGGUUUCAACAAAAUUGAAGGUUAUUUGCCAGUAAAUUUCGCGGUUUUUCCAAGAUUGUCAUCAUUGUCAUUAAGGUAUAACAAGUUUCGUGGACCAAUACCGUGGCAAUAUAGUAAAAAGGUGACAUUGAAGAGACUGUUUCUUGACGGAAAUUACUUAAACGGGUCACCGCCGGCAGGUUUUUUUGGACGACAAGCGUCAGUUAUUGGAAGUUUAGGGGACAAUUGUUUACAAAAAUGUCCGAUUUCUUCGCAACUUUGCUUGAAAUCACAGAAACCUACGUCAAUUUGCCAGCAAGCUUAUGGUGGGAAGAAACCAAAGUCUUAGUUGUGUCAGUCAAUGUUUCUGGGACUUCUUUUUGGUCUUGGUUUUCAUAUUGUAUUAGGAGUAUUAUAUUCUUUAGAUAAGAAAAAUCCCAAUAUAAUAUUUUGCUCAUCUGAAUUAUGCUUCUUUGUAUAGAGUAUAGUACCAUGAUUAUAGUAGAAAAUUAUUGAUAUUAUAUUAUUAUAAUACCAAAUUAAUGUGUGAAACUAUGAACUUACUAGUCUAGGGACAUUGUGGUAGAGCAUGGACCAGAAACUAAACAUAGAAAUGUGACACUAUGUCAGAUAGUAGAGAGUAUAUUUGAAUAAUUUGACAGAAAAUUUGAUUUGA
Molecule: messenger RNA, 1584 nt
Organism: Lycium ferocissimum
Lineage: Eukaryota; Viridiplantae; Streptophyta; Magnoliopsida; Solanales; Solanaceae
Product: probably inactive leucine-rich repeat receptor-like protein kinase At3g28040
Exons: 1
Coding region: 109-1257 (382 amino acids)
Molecular function (GO): protein binding
Source: RefSeq, a predicted model, not a curated record